Messenger RNA from Pungitius pungitius (ninespine stickleback), 1442 nucleotides. RefSeq names its product electron transfer flavoprotein subunit alpha (gene etfa). Bases 103 to 1104 code for a protein of 333 amino acids. The record is from RefSeq and is a predicted model, not a curated record. Gene Ontology annotation, biological process: fatty acid beta-oxidation using acyl-CoA dehydrogenase. The transcript is spliced from 12 exons. Gene Ontology annotation, cellular component: mitochondrion. NCBI's taxonomy places the organism in Eukaryota, Metazoa, Chordata, Actinopteri, Perciformes, Gasterosteidae. Gene Ontology annotation, molecular function: electron transfer activity; flavin adenine dinucleotide binding.
GGAAGCCGUCCCCUUUGACCUCGCGAGAACUCAAUGCCUACGUCACGUUACCUUUGACAUAGAUUUGUUUCUGCAACUGAGAAGCAGCCAGAAGGGUCCAAGAUGAACAGAGCUUUCAACAAAACGAGUCUGAAGCAGUUGGCUGGUGUUCUCCAAAGGUUUCAAAGCACCUUGGUGGUUGCAGAGCACAACAAUGAAAAGUUGACCCCUAUUACACUCAAUGCCAUCACGGCUGCCAGUAAGCUGGGUGGAGAUGUGUCGUGUCUUGUUGCUGGAACAAACUGUGCACAGGUUGUAGAGCAAAUCAAAAAAGUACAAGGUGUGAAUAAGGUUCUGGUUGCUCAACAUGAUUCUUACAAAGGUUCCCUGCCAGAGGAGCUGACUCCACUUAUCCUGGAAACUCAAAAGCAAUUCAAAUUCACCCACAUCUGUGCUGGUGCUUCUGCCUUUGGAAAGAACCUGCUUCCCAGAGUGGCUGCCAAGUUGGAUGUAUCUCCAGUUUCAGAUAUUAUUGAGAUUAAGUCGCCGGACACUUUUGUCAGAACAAUCUAUGCUGGAAAUGCUCUCAGCACUGUGAAAUGUAAUGAGUCGGUCAAGAUCUUCACGGUCAGAGGCACAUCCUUUGAGGCGGCUCCAACAGAGGGAGGAAGUGCUGCAUCAGAAGACGUUGCUACUACUUCUCCUGCUGGAGUUUCUGAGUGGCUGGAACAGAGUCUGACAAAGAGCGACCGCCCAGAUCUGACCAGCGCUAAAGUUGUGGUGUCAGGAGGAAGAGGCUUGAAGAGUGGAGAAAACUUCCAGCUGCUUUAUGACCUUGCUGACAAGAUGAAUGCUGCAGUUGGUGCAUCCAGAGCAGCAGUGGAUGCUGGGUAUGUCCCCAACGACAUGCAGGUUGGACAGACGGGCAAGAUAGUAGCACCUGAGCUGUACAUUGCUGUUGGCAUCUCUGGAGCUAUUCAACACCUGGCUGGAAUGAAAGAUAGCAAGGUUAUCGUUGCUAUCAACAAGGACCCAGAGGCUCCGAUUUUCCAGGUGGCUGACUACGGCCUGGUCGCUGAUCUUUUUAAGGCGGUUCCUGAGAUGACCAAAGCACUGGGCAAGUGAGGAAAAGAAUAAAGAGACCACCGGGUCCCUCAGCCACUGCCUCAACAAAUAUCUGAAGCUGUGUGCAUGGAGACCUAGACCUACACCUUCAGACUGGAAAUAGAAGAUCUUCUCACAAUAUAAUUCAAUACCAGUUUCAUUUUGUACAUUUGUACGUACCUGGUGACGGUGUUUUUAGCGGAAGUACUACAGGUGGGGAAAUUUGUAUUUAAUUUUCUGGUGCAGCAAUGUGCAUUUGUGUGAAGGCCUGACUGGUCUCUGACCUGGUUGAUUGUAAUAUGUUGCUCUUUAAUGCUAACUCGGAGAGGUAAAUGUAUUAGAUUAAAAAACUAAUGACA